ACAAACAAUUAAACAAACAGCGCCGAGGCGUUGAGUUGGAAACAGACAGAACAUUGAUCAGUUGCAUGUUCUGGUGUGUGUCACCAUGACGACCCUUAACUUCUCUUAAAUCAUUGUUUCACUGAAAUAAAAUCCAAGUCAAUGAUUACGACCAACGAUGUGUGUUUUCAUGCAGUGUUGUUGUGUUUGCCCCUCAGGGCCCCCGUACAGUAAGUAAUGCUUAAUGAGGACGGCACUAAGCUUCGUGUAGACAGACGCAGACACCAUCACGCUGCCUGUUGGCUGGUUCUCAUUGGAUACCUGCUGGAUUUGGCAGACGGAGCGGUUGCCAGGCGACUGGGAGCCUGCUCUGCGCUGGGUGCAAAGCUGGAUGAUUUUGCCGACUUCACGACCUUCGGGAUCGCCACGUCGCUGCUGCUGAGGACGUCCGACCUGCUGGACAACGUGCUGUGCGUGUGCUACGUGCUCUCCGUGUUCGUGCGCCUCUGCUUCUUCACCAGCGGCAUCCCGUUCAUGUACCGCGGCCUUCCCUGCAUCUACUCCUCCGGCAUCCUGGCCAGCGCCUCGCUGCUGUCGGGGGGGAACCUGGCCAUGCUGCGCGUCAUUGCAGUCGCCAUGAUCCUCUUCAUGAUCAGCCAGAGCUUCUACCCCCACGACCGAGUGCUGGAGUCCCAGGCCUGGAAGAAAGCCGUCUACGUUGGAGGGGUGGCGAUGGUGUUCUGCUCCUCCUUCCCCCCCGCCUGCGUGUACUACCUGCUGUGGUCCGUGUCCUACAUCCUGUUCCCGACGUCUCUGUGGAGCAACAAAGUGUAGAACAUGUGCGGCUUCGUCCAAACCUCCACAUCCUGCAGGAUUAUCUGCGGCCCAUCCGGGUGGACUGAGGCUUCUGCUGCUGCUCCCCGCUGCCGGAGGAUCCCAGCGGAGCGAGCUCAUUCUCCACGGGCCAACACCGGCUCUACUCCACCUUUAUUUUGAUGUGACAGAAGACGUGAGAGCGUGAGAAGGAUUACGCUUCACGCCGUCUUCUGAAGCCGGGGCUCCAAACGUCUCCAGGUUCUGUCUUCAGCUUUAAUCUUUCAUCCACCUGGUGAACGCGCAGCAGCAGAAAAUAUUUCAAAUGCACAAAUUUAUAAUCGAUGUUUUGCUUCUGAUUUUAUUUUUCAAAUGUUUAAUUGUGUAACGACGCAGGAUCGUAGCUCUUCUGAUCCUGCGUCAUUAAUAAGUAACAGUCCGGCCUUCUACUAUAAAUAUAAAGUUAACCUCCUGCUGGUCCUGAACGUGUGACGCUCUGUCAUUACACUCUGAAGGUUUCUGCUCUUUAAACUUUACAAAACAGUUCAAAAUGUCCUAAAAUAUUCACUUUAUUUUGAUAUAAAACAGAAAAGCAGGAACUCGGAUGUGAGAGGCUGAAACAGACUUUAAAGACAAAAAAUAAAAACAAGUAAUUGAUUAUUAAAAUAGUUGCAGAUUGUUUUCCCGUCUUGUGUUCGGAUUCAGAACUCAGUUUUUAUUGGUCUCAAACCCAGUGAAGAUACAUGGUGCACUCUUUACUAUCAACUCUUCUCUAUCAACUCUUCUCUCAUAACUCUUCACUAUCAACUCUUCUCUCAUAACUCUUCACUAUCAACUCUUCUCUAUCAACUCUUCUCUAUCAACUCUUCUCUAUCAACUCUUCUCUAUCAACUCUUCUCUAUCAACUCUUCUCUAUCAUAACUCUUCUCUCAUAACUCUUCUCUCAUAACUCUUCACUAAUAACUCUUCACUAACAAUUAUUCUCUAAUGACUUCUUUAAUAAUUCUUCUCCAUCUACUCUUCUCUAUCUACUCUUCUCUAUCUACUCUUCUCUAAUAACUCUUCUCCAUCUACUCUUCUCCAUCUACUCUUCUCUAAUAACUCUUCUCUCUCAACUCUUCUCUAGCAACUCUUUACUAUCAACUCUUCUCUAAUAACUUCACUAAUACUCUUCACUAAUAACUCUUCUCUCUCAACUCUUCUCUAGCAACUCUUUACUAUCAACUCUUCUCUAAUAACUUCACUAAUAACUCUUCACUAAUAACUCUUCACUAAUAACUCUUCUCUCAUAACUCUUCACUAAUAACUCUUCUCUCAUAACUCUUCACUAUCAACUCUUCUCUAAUAACUCUUCUCUAAUAACUCUUUAAUAACUCUUCUCUAAUAACUCUUCUCUAAUAACUCUUCACUAAUAACUCUUCUCUAAUAACUCUUCUCUAUCUACUCUUCUCUAAUAACUCUUCACUCCACUCACAUCUGCGGUUAAUGAAUAAGUUCACAUUAAACUCCACUGACCCUUCAACUCUGGUUUCUGUGAUUCAGAACUUUAGUUCUUGUGAAGUUGUUUCUGUAAAGCACUCGUGUUAGUUUCCAUUUUGUUCUCCGUGUGUCCUGUUUGUGCUCUUUGUGCUUCUGUUUUAAGAGGCAUCGCAGUUAAAAAGUAAAUCCAUCCCAUAGUUGUGACGAGUGACUGAUCUUUAACAGCCGGCGGCCCGUCUGAUCCAGGAGGGGAUGAACCAGCAGCUCCACCGGAGACUCGUAGUGACGCUUUAACGUGUUCAGUGUUCAGCCAGAGGAGAUUAAACAGUAACGCAGAUUCAAAAUAAAACCUUUUAAAGAUUAGAAUAAUUUGAACCCUUAGAAGUGACAUCAAAACCUGAAGACAUUUUAUUAAUCUGCAGAUCUUCUGGUUCUGAUAAAGAUUCCUGUUCAGAGGUCACAGUGAGCAUUACUACACAAACUGUUUUACUCAACGAUGGAACCAUGAAUAAUGAAUAAUCAGAUCUGUGCUUUUACUUUAACUGUCUGUACAUUUUUUGACAAUAAAGAAAUGAAAUGAC
Messenger RNA from Cottoperca gobio, 2852 nucleotides. RefSeq names its product transmembrane protein 269 (gene tmem269). Gene Ontology annotation, molecular function: phosphotransferase activity, for other substituted phosphate groups. Gene Ontology annotation, biological process: phospholipid biosynthetic process. Bases 217 to 813 code for a protein of 198 amino acids. The transcript is spliced from 5 exons. The record is from RefSeq and is a predicted model, not a curated record. NCBI's taxonomy places the organism in Eukaryota, Metazoa, Chordata, Actinopteri, Perciformes, Bovichtidae. Gene Ontology annotation, cellular component: membrane.